Messenger RNA from Microplitis mediator, 2607 nucleotides. RefSeq names its product translocation protein SEC63 homolog (gene Sec63). Gene Ontology annotation, cellular component: Sec62/Sec63 complex. The transcript has 10 exons. The record is from RefSeq and is a predicted model, not a curated record. The coding region runs from base 284 to 2578 and encodes 764 amino acids. Gene Ontology annotation, biological process: post-translational protein targeting to endoplasmic reticulum membrane; SRP-dependent cotranslational protein targeting to membrane. Gene Ontology annotation, molecular function: RNA binding; transmembrane protein transporter activity. Lineage: Eukaryota; Metazoa; Arthropoda; Insecta; Hymenoptera; Braconidae.
AAAAAGCACAUACACAAAUAUGUGGCAUGUGUAGAUUUGUAGAAUUGAACUCCAAAUGCUAAAGUCCUGGUAGCUGGUGCUGGUGCUGGAGUUGGUGCUGAGUUGGCAAUCUUGAUGCCCAAGUGUCUAAUGUGUAUAUAAAAUUUCAAGUCUAAGAUCAUCAGCAAGGACAUAAUCAUUGUUGAUAAAUUUAACUGGACUGUCUACUGUGCACUGAUGUACUUACGUGCUAAAUUGUCAGUAAAAUUAUUUAUAAUAAAUAAGGAAAUAAAAUAAAGUAACAAUGGGCGGCCAAAAAUUUCAAUAUGACGAAAGUGGCGGAACAUUUUUCUAUUUUUUAUUAUCAUUCCUCGCCCUUAUUCUCGUGCCAGGAACUUAUUACCUCUGGCCACGCUGCCCUAAACCAGAUGCUGAGCAAUUGUCAAGAGAAUGUCAUUGUCCUAGGUGUAAAAAGAAAAAAGAAAUAUUGUCAUCAAAUGACUUAUGGAAGGCAACCAGAGCGCGUUUACUAAAAAUUUUUAUUAUUUUAUGUUGGGUCGCACUAGUAUUUUUAGCUUACAAAGUUUCACAGUAUGAUGCUGAAAUGGCUAAUUUUGAUCCUUAUGAAAUUCUUGGAGUCUCAUCGGGCGCAUCUGAAAGAGAAAUAAAAAGGGCGUAUCGUAAAUUAUCGUUGAUACUUCACCCUGACAAAGAAACUGGAGAUGAAAAAGCAUUUAUGAAGCUAACAAAAGCUUACCAAGCGCUGACUGAUGAAGAGGCUCGUAAAAACUGGGAAAAAUACGGGAAUCCAGAUGGACCUGGUGCUAUGAGCUUCGGAAUCGCUCUGCCCUCGUGGAUCGUCGAGAAAAAAAAUUCGGUGUGGGUACUGGGUCUCUAUGCGAUGGUUUUCAUGGUCGCGUUGCCUACAGUUGUCGGCAUGUGGUGGUACAAGAGUAUCCGGUACACCGGUGACCAAAUUUUACUCGAGACAACUAAAAUUUACUAUGCGUUCUUCAAUUCCCAACGGCUGACAACUUUGAAACGAGUUAUUAUGAUUCUCGGCGCUUCUAGUGAGUUUUCAAAAGAUUCUAAUCCGGAAAUAGUUAUACGGCAGUCUGAUAACGAAGAAGUACCUUCACUGAUGAAGAAAAUUCAAAAUUUAGGAGAGAAAAAUAAAGAAUUUCCACUGUGUCGUAAUUAUUCUCUGAAAGCGCGAGCUAUUAUUUACGCUCAUUUAUCGCGUAUUCCAUUAAAUCCGGAGACACUGGAACAAGACCGUCAAUAUAUUAUUAAAAAAUGUCCUUAUUUAAUUCAAGAAAUGAUCAUGUGUGUCAAUCAAUUAAUAUUUCUGGCUUACAGUGGUCGCAUCGCGUGUCUACCGACGAUCGAGACCAUCGAGAAUUGUAUGAAAUUAAGUCCGAUGAUAGUUCAAGGAUUUUGGGAAUUUACUAACCCGCUUUUACAAUUACCGCACAUUGAAGAGGAACAUUUGAAACAUUUUUCGGGUAAAAAACGCAAAAUUAAGACACUCCAGCAGCUAGCACAAUUAAAAGGUGAUGAGAGGAGACAAAUUUUACGUAAUUUGACUGAUGAACAGUACGAAGAUGUUAUGAGAGUACUUGGAAACAUGCCUUAUGUUGAUUUUAAAGUUCAGUCAGAAGUUAUUGACGACGAUAAUCCAACGGUUUACACAGCGGAAGCUGUAGUUACGGUAACGGUAACUCUGUAUCGCAAAGACAUGCGUCAUUUAUUUGGCGACGAGUCAGUGAAAGAAAAAACGGUCGAAGAUGACGAGGACAAGGACAGCAAUAAUGAGGAAGCAGAACCUUCGUCAGCGAAGUCGGCUCUCUGGCGUAAGCAGAAGAAAGGCACCAAGAAGACGCGCAAUAAAAAACAGCAGCGAGUCACUAAGAAAACUCCGACAACAAAACAGCCGGUCAAGUCUGAAAAGUCACCGAACUCAAAAGAAGCUUCGGAGAGUGAAAAAACUAAUCAGGAGAAAGACAAAGUUGAGAAGAGUGAUAAGAAUGAGAGUGAUAAAUUGGGCAGAGAGUCCAAUGGAAGUGAGAGUGAAGCUGAGAGUGAAAAGAGCGAAGAGGAAACGGAGUCAAAGGCUGAAGAAAAGAAAGAGUCCUUUGAAGAUGAGGAUGACGAUGAGUGGGAAAAAUUCCAGCAGAGGAUGAACAAGAGGGAAAAAGUGCUGGAGGGAAGGAGUAAUUUGUCCCAUGAAGUCCACUGUCCGCUCUUUCCUGAUGUUAAGCAGGAGUACUGGUGGGUUUAUAUUUGCGAUCGUAAGUCGCAUACUUUAAUUACCACGCCGGUUCAUAUUACCUCGCUGGUGGACAAGGAGGAGGUACAAUUAAGAUUCACGGCUCCCAGUUGGCCCAGAGUUUACACCUUCUCAGUUUGUUUGAGAAGUGAUUCUUACUUAGGAUUCUACCAGACCCAAGAUAUCAAGCUGGAUGUCAAAGAAGCGCCAGCAGUACCGACACAACAUCCGCAGUGGGACAUUUCCGACGAAGAAACUGCUGAAGAAGUUGACGUCGGCGAUGAACAUUCCGAGUACACGACUGACGAAGAUGUCAGCGAUAAUGAAUAAUUAAACCAAUUACAAUAAAAAAAAAAAAA